Molecule: messenger RNA, 1371 nt
Organism: Terrapene triunguis (Three-toed box turtle)
Lineage: Eukaryota; Metazoa; Chordata; Testudines; Emydidae
Product: probable cytosolic iron-sulfur protein assembly protein CIAO1
Exons: 8
Coding region: 83-1198 (371 amino acids)
Biological process (GO): iron-sulfur cluster assembly
Cellular component (GO): cytosolic [4Fe-4S] assembly targeting complex
Molecular function (GO): protein binding
Source: RefSeq, a predicted model, not a curated record
GUGUGCGGGGCCUAUUGGCCGGGAGGCUCCCGUGGGGCAGCGCCGCGCGCCGCAGGGAGGCUGUUCCAGACCCGCCCUCGGGAUGAAGGACUCGCUGUCGCUGCUCGCCCGGAUCCCAGCCCACCCUGACUCUCGCUGCUGGUUCCUGGCCUGGGACCCCUCUGGGACCCUGUUGGCCUCCUGCGGGGGAGACCGCAGCAUCCGCAUCUGGGGCAAGGAGGGGGAUGGCUGGGUGUGCAAGUCGGUGUUGGGCGAGGGGCACCAGAGGACCAUCCGGAAGGUAGCCUGGUCCCCGUGUGGGAGCUACCUGGCUUCAGCCAGCUUUGAUGCCACCACCUGUAUUUGGAAGAAGAGCCAGGAUGAGUUUGAGUGUGUGACCACCCUGGAGGGACAUGAAAACGAGGUGAAGUCCGUAUCCUGGGCCCCAUCCGGCAGCCUCCUGGCCACCUGCAGCCGAGACAAGAGCGUCUGGGUCUGGGAAGUGGACGAAGAGGACGAAUACGAGUGUGUGAGUGUCCUGAACGCCCACACGCAGGAUGUCAAGCACGUGGUCUGGCAUCCCAACCAGGAGCUGCUGGCAUCAGCCAGCUAUGACGACACGGUGAAGCUGUACCGCGAAGAGGAGGAUGACUGGGUGUGCUGUGCCACGCUGGAGGGACAUGAGUCCACGGUGUGGAGCCUUGCCUUCGACCAGAGUGGGGAGCGCCUGGCCUCCUGCAGCGACGACAAGACCGUGCGCAUCUGGCACCAGUACAAACCAGGCAAUGAGCAAGAACUGGAACCCGGGAGCAAGUGCUUCUCAUGCCUCUGGGACUCUGCUGCACGCUCUGCAGGCAGAACUGCUCUGAUUGCUGUCUGGUGUAUUGCAGGAGUGGUCUGCAGCGGCGCUGACCCCAGCUGGAAAUGCAUCUGCACCCUGUCUGGCUUCCACACCAGGACCAUUUACGAUGUGGCAUGGUGUCGCCUGACAGGAGCAUUGGCUACAGCCUGUGGAGAUGAUGCUAUCCGCAUAUUUGAGGAAGAGCCGCUGUCAAGUCUCCAGCAGCCCACCUUCGCGCUGACCGCCCACAUGCCCAGGGCUCACUCCCAGGACGUGAACUGUGUGGCCUGGAAUCCCAAGGAGCCGGGGCUGCUGGCUUCAUGCAGCGAUGAUGGAGAAAUGGCGUUUUGGAAGUACCAGCGGCCAGAGGUUUGCUGAGAAACCCAGCAGUGCAGUGACCCCAGCACAGCCACGGGCCCGGGGCUGUUGUGUGCAGCAGCAGCCGUUAAAUGUUUUGCUAAGAGAAUACGUGUCCUGCUGGUGGGAGGGGUAAUGUUCCCUGCAGCCCUAACCUGCAAAGGGGGAAAAGAGCAGCCACUACCCCCCCCCCC